AUGCAAAUGGUCCUAUGUACCUACGGCCUCUCCCGCUUCCUCCAAACACGACCGGAAAAGAGGAAGGGGCGCCUCCCGUACAUCCUCUUGAGUUUUGCCAUCUUGGCGUUGUCUGCGACGUCGGUGGGGAUAAGUCUGUGGCUGGGAUUUAGGGAUUUGUAUUAUUCGGCGCCGGGCGUGGAUUAUGUGAGGAUUAGGCAGAGGCUGCAUGAUGUGGAAAUGGGAAUCGCAUCUAUGGCGUCUAUGUAUGGGUAUGUGGUGUUGGGGGAUGGGUUGUUGGAGAAGGCACUUGGGUCUGUGCGAGAGAAUAGCGCUCGCAAGGAUGGCACAGACGUCUGA
This is a messenger RNA of Coprinopsis cinerea okayama7#130, 339 nucleotides long. RefSeq lists its product as hypothetical. The record is from RefSeq and is a predicted model, not a curated record. The transcript is spliced from 2 exons. The coding region runs from base 1 to 339 and encodes 112 amino acids. Lineage: Eukaryota; Fungi; Basidiomycota; Agaricomycetes; Agaricales; Psathyrellaceae.